Schistosoma spindalis is the source of this 2800-nucleotide messenger RNA. Lineage: Eukaryota; Metazoa; Platyhelminthes; Trematoda; Strigeidida; Schistosomatidae. The record is from the annotation of a GenBank genome assembly.
CAAAAACAGUUAUAUUACUUGAAAAAUGCUUGCAUGCGUUAAUCUUCAUAUUUAACAAGUAUGUGAAGCUGCAUUACAAAGUAUCAAACAAUCUUUUGUUUGUACCACAUCUUUGUUUGUCUGUGCAGAAAACUGCUUCCUGAGUCGGCCAUUAUUCCUCCCAGCGUUUGUUCAUUGUUUCGAAUUAUGACGUACAUGACUUUGUUGCAGCGCAUUGAGUUGGAGCGAGGAAAACGAGAACCCGGAGAAAUUACGGAGCUGAAUUUGGACAACUCAAAGUCAGUGGAUAUCGAAGGGCUCACUGAUGAAUAUUCGUCCUUAGAAGUCUUGAGCAUGAUGAAUGUUGGUCUUCAAAGUUUGGCUGGUUUGCCUUGUCUUACCAGCUUAAAAAAUCUUGAGUUAUCGAAUAAUUUGAUAUCUGGUGGUCUUGACGCUCUACUCAAAUGUCCCAACAUUGAGCAACUUAAUCUAAGUAGCAAUAAGAUUGAAUCAAUGGAUGUAUUGAUUCCACUGGCUAAGCUAUCCGAACUCAAGAGUUUGGAUCUCGGGAACUGUCCUGUCACCGCUACGGAGAAUUACCGUAAAAAGGCUUUUGCGAUGAUUCCCUCUUUAAAGUAUUUGGAUGGUCUUGAUGAGAACAACGAGGAAGAAGUGUUUGGAAAUGAUUUUCUGAACGGAGGUCUGGAUGAAGAGGGUAAGUCAAACCUUUUGUCUUGAUAUAUCCGUAUAUUGCAUUUUGUUGUAAAGUUUUGCCCGUAAGUACUCCAUGCUGUUCAGUCAACCAAUUGAUUCAGGCUGUUCAGUGUUUAAGACGGUUCUGCGACUGUCUUGAAUACCCACACUUAUAACACUCGAGAUUCGUUGCUCUAUGUUCAGUUUCUCGAUUUGUGUAGUUUAUGUGCUCAUUUAGGUCUUCGGGAGUAAAAUGUCCCGUUUAAAACCCAUGUGUUCAGUCUUGUAAAUUGUCAGUCCCAGUGUGCAUUCGGUCUAUUAUGUGUUUGAAAGACGUUUUUGGAACAAAGCUUCGGGAAAAUCCUCGUUAAUGGUCCUCGCUUCUCGGCCUUCUUCAUUUCCGUUUCUGUUUUUGUCAUUGUGAUUUAUAAAUGGUCAACAUAGAAUCUACUUUUUGGAUAUGACUAGAUGACUUAUCUCACUAAGUUUAAAGAUGUAGUUUAUUGCGUUGCCGUAACAUGAGCUCAGGAACUUGAUAUCUGUCCAAAAUGUGUGUGAAAAGGGCGGUAAUUCAAAGAUGUUAAUAAAGAUAUGGACUUGUAAAGAACCUGUUAUUCUUUGGUGCGUCUGUGUCAUGAGUUGAUAGUCUCCUUCCCUUAAGGUUCUGACAUUGAAUUGGUGAUCCUGUUGUCGUCUUUCCAAGACAACUCGCAUUCUAAGUAUUGUGGCAGCUGUUCAAAAUGCAUUUUUCAGUGUAUUCGUAUAAAAGAGAUAUUGGCAUACUUUCGUUCCAAUAUUCACAUCUUAUCUCUGUUAAUGUCGUUGAUACAUCAGGGGUAAAUGAAGGUUGGUCCAAUGGAUGAUCACACUUCAUUCCUGUUCACGGCAAACACUGAAAGCUUCAACAUGUAGUUUUAGACGUAUGAUAAGACUAUAGAUGGAUUUCGUUAACAGGUUGUAUGUGUAAAAAAAGUUUCUAAACUAGAAGUUGGUAACAGGAGUUAAAAAAAAUUAGCGAAUAAAGUAGUUUUUGGACACUCCUCACUUGUCUUCCAUGAAUUGCUUGCACUACUAGUGACAUCCUAUUAAGUACUUCUGGUUUUCAUCUAUUUCGCUCUUUUUGUUAAUAGUUACUUGGGUUUUUUUAGAUGACAGCACGUGAAUGUCCAGUUCUUGUCUAACUAAGUAAAUCAAUAGAUAAAUGAAAAUCUAUUUCCUCAGCGAAAGAGCAUUUUUGAAGUUAACUUUCCAUCACAUUUAAUUAUUUCGGUGUAGCAGACGGUGUCGAUGAAGCUGAUGAAGAGGAUGAUGAAGGAUCUGAUGAGGAGGACGAAUGUGAUGAUGAAAUUGGCAUUGAAGCCCUUCAACAAAGUGGUGAACUUGAAGAUGAUGAGGAUGACUAUGCUCCAGGUAAGUAUGAUUCUCAAUUGCUUCAUUUUCUGCGAUCCCCACUCAUACUAACGCAACGUUCUUUUUUCCUCUCUUAUAGGCGAAGAUGAAGAAGCGGAAUUAGAUGACUACGACGAUGUGGAUGAUGAGGAUGAAGACGAGGUAGAGGAAGACAACGGAGCUAACCUUUCGGCUGCCAAUGUGAGUGGACCUCGACGCCCCGGCUCCAAGCGGCGUCAUGAGGACAUUCAAGAUGGAAAAAAUGGGGAUAAUGCGGAGCACUGUGGAACUAAGCAUAAGCACGUCGAAGAUCGUGUGGAGACCCACGUUGAGAACGGAUCAGCUGCUGAUGAUUAGACAGUUGAUAUAAACUUCAUUGUUCUUAUUUAGGCCAAAUUCCUAUUGUAUAUGUUAUGUUCAUGUUCAUCUUUUAUGUUUAACCACAAAUUCACCCAAAAUGAACUAUGUAUUUGUACAGUACAUUUGCUGACAUCUUUUUUCGACAACACAUAAUUCAGUGUUAGCUAAUGCAUUUACUCAUUUGUAAUACUUUAUUACAUCGUUAAAUUUUCGAAACAUCUUUUUAACUAAAAUCUAUCCAUAUUUGUUGGGUUUUAAUCAUUAUAAAUUGAAUUGUCAUCUUAAUAAUCAGUCUGUUACUUGUUUGUCUGACUUGCAUAGUCCAGAUAAUUAACGUUUAAAAAGUGGGUAUGAAUUACUAUGCACGACUCAAUUGGUA